Molecule: messenger RNA, 495 nt
Organism: Helobdella robusta
Lineage: Eukaryota; Metazoa; Annelida; Clitellata; Rhynchobdellida; Glossiphoniidae
Exons: 4
Coding region: 1-495 (164 amino acids)
Source: RefSeq, a predicted model, not a curated record
AUGCAACUAACAUCUUUUCCUUUUUCGUUCAGUUCUAGUACCCUUUGGGAAUUAGAAAUAGAUGACGAAAAAUUACCAUCAUGCAAAAAGGGAAUACUAGAUUUGAGGCAAUGCAAUGAUUUGACGACUGAGACCCCGGAACUCGUGGCCGCGAGAUAUGAAUCCUUACUCAGACUGUUAGAGAACAAAAUCAGACCGCGCCGAAUAAUCAUAUUAAGCCUGCGCUCCUCAAUGAAUUUUGAAAACAGAUGGGUCUUGAGAUCCGCUCUGAACUUCGCAAGUGAUGGAGAAAUAGUUAGAGAAGUAGGUAGAGAGUUCCAGAGAAAAGGACCAGAAAAAGCAAAAGCAGAUUUGGCAAAAGAGUGUUUAACACGAGUUAAGAAAAAGCGAGAAGAAGAAGACGAUCGUAAACCGGGGCGUUUAGAAGGAUUAAGUUUAAGACACAUAGAAUCAGACCAAGCGAUAAUCGAAGAAAGACAUAGAGAUAAAUUAUGA